AUGGAAGAUCGAGGGCAAGACCAUGGCUUGGAGAGAAAUGAACCAGUGAGGUCAAGGUGGACUCCAAAGCCUGAGCAAAUAAUCAUACUUGAGUCCAUCUUCAACAGUGGUAUGGUAAAUCCUCCCAAAGAUGAAACUGUGAGGAUAAGAAAAUUGCUGGAGCCUUAUGGUUCUGUUGGGGAUGCAAAUGUCUUCUACUGGUUCCAAAACAGAAGAUCGAGAUCUAGACGUCGGCAGCGCCAGAUUCAGGCCAGCCUUGCUGGAGAUCGAGGAGCUCAGGCACAUGCUGGUGGUGCAAUUCACUAUCAAAGUAACCUGAUGCCGCCUUCUGCUUUUGUUCCGUCUUCAUCUUCUUGCCUCGUCGGUUCCUCUUCAUCAUGCGGUGGUAUGAACGAUGAUGGUGUCGAUAAUCUCUUUUCAUUCUCCGGUCAAGUGGGUCUCCAGGAAAUGGAGAACAGCUCUGGUGUAACAUCAACCUUGUGCCCUUCAAACACCUCCAAUUUGCACUACCAAUCUGGAUGUGUUACGGUGUUCAUCAAUGGGGUUCCAACUGAGGUUCCAAAGGGGUCAUUUGACAUGAAAGCUAUGUUUGGCCAAGAUUUCGUGUUGGUCCAUUCCUCGGGAGUGCCUGUUCCUUUCAAUGAAUUUGGCUUCUCAAUGCAGAGCUUGCAACAUGGUGAAAGCUAUUUCCUGGUAAGCAUAGCUAGGUAGCA
Messenger RNA from Vitis vinifera (wine grape), 713 nucleotides. RefSeq names its product WUSCHEL-related homeobox 11. Gene Ontology annotation, molecular function: DNA binding; DNA-binding transcription factor activity. NCBI's taxonomy places the organism in Eukaryota, Viridiplantae, Streptophyta, Magnoliopsida, Vitales, Vitaceae. The coding region runs from base 1 to 711 and encodes 236 amino acids. Gene Ontology annotation, biological process: adventitious root development. The transcript is spliced from 2 exons. The record is from RefSeq and is a predicted model, not a curated record.